UAAGUGGUUUCGAUGUGAAAGGGCUUCAUGAAAGUAGGAAAGCAGCCGAAAAAGAAUGGUGAAUACUAGACACCGAGCGGAAAAUCGCUCGGAUGUGCCGUUUUUGUCUCAUGAAGGUUUCGACAAGAGGGAACAUGAAGCGAACGGUGAGGAGACGGAUGAGAGUAGUGGUGUUGUUGACUUUUCUCCUAGGAGACUCAGAAAGUCAGUAAACCAGAGAAGUACUAGAGCAGCUACCAGACGCAGGUUUAUUAUACAUGAUGAUGACCCAACAGAUGAAGAAAGUGAUUAUGAAUCCCAUAAGAAACCAUCACCAAGGCCAGUACGAUCCGUUCGUAGAAGUCGGCCAAUCAUGGAGGAGAAGGAAGAGGUGGCAGUACGCCGCAGUAGCCGACAGAAGAAUCUGCUUUAUGGGACGUUUGACCCCAAGAUUUUGGAUAGGGCCUUGUAUGUUGAUAAGCAGAGCUAUGAUCAUAACGAAGACAAUCCCAGAAAGAAAAGAAGAAUGGAAGAAACAGAUAAUGUUGAUGACAUGGAAGAAAGCAUGUACAGCCGAGUUAAGAGAGUGAGGAAGCCUGUAAAGAGAGACAUGUAUGGAAUGCCUGUACACGAGUCAUCAGAAAGUGAAUCCAGUGAAGAAGAAGAAGAGGAAGAAAAUGAUGAUGAAGAUGGUGAUGAGGAAGGUGAAGAAAAUAAUGAAGAGGAAGAAGAGGAGGAUGACGACGAUGAUGAUGAUGAUGAAGACAAGCUGCCUCCUCAAAUCAAGUAUGAGGACAUUAUAUGCACAUAUACCGUAAGGGAACACAAACCUAGAACACAGCUAUUUGAAGUGCCAAUAGAAGAGAGACGGCGAAGAAAACCUACAAUAUUUGCUGAUGCACCAGAUUCACCAGUCAGACGGAAGAAGAAGCACUCGCCAGUUUACCGUUCUCCAGCACAUCGACGUGUCAAUCUUAGAAGAAAGAGAGCAUUCCAUGGCAGCUCCAGCACCUCUUCCCCAGCUUCAGGGUCCAGCAGUGAUGAAGAGCACUUCCAGAGGAGGAAGGCCAAAAGUAUGGCCCGGGCUCGUAAUCAGCUCCUGCCUAUGAACCUAACAGACAAAGAUAUCGUGGGAACCAUGAAGGACAGACAGAGGAUAGGAGCCAGUCUGGCUGAUAUCGACCCAAUGACAAUUGAUAAAUCUGUAACUUUUGACAGUGUUGGAGGCCUAGAGAAGCAUAUCAGAGCUCUGAAAGAAAUGGUUGUUUUCCCACUUCUCUACUCUGAGGUCUUUGAAAGAUUUAAAAUUGCACCUCCAAGAGGAUGUCUGUUUUAUGGACCACCUGGUACAGGGAAAACUUUGGUAGCAAGAGCCUUGGCAAAUGAAUGCAGCAAGGGAGAUAAACGUGUUGCUUUUUUCAUGAGGAAAGGAGCAGACUGUUUAAGCAAAUGGGUGGGAGAGUCAGAGCGACAGCUUCGCCUCCUCUUUGAUCAAGCCUAUCAGAUGCGUCCCUCUAUCAUCUUCUUUGAUGAGAUAGAUGGACUAGCACCUGUCAGAUCUAGUCGCCAGGAUCAGAUCCACAGCUCUAUUGUGUCUACACUGCUGGCCCUGAUGGAUGGACUUGACAACCGAGGGGAGGUCAUCGUGAUCGGAGCUACCAACAGAAUUGAUUCCAUUGACCCAGCCCUCAGAAGACCAGGCAGAUUUGACAGAGAAUUUAUGUUUUCUCUGCCAUCAAAAGAGGCAAGAAGACAAAUCCUGGCUAUACACACUAAAGAUUGGAACCCUAAACUACUACCUCAGUUCAUCAACAGUGUAGCUGAUCUUUGUGUUGGCUACUGUGGAGCUGACUUGAAGGCUCUGUGUACGGAGGCUGCUCUGCUUGCUCUGAGGAAGAGGUACCCUCAGAUCUACCAGUCCUCAGAGAAGCUUCAGAUUGAUGUCUCCAGUAUCAGUGUCAGUGCCCAGGACUUCCAGGGAGCCAUGCAGUCUAUUGUCCCGGCCUCACAGAGAUGUGUAGCCUCCCCAGGGAAAGCCCUCAGCUGUCACAUCAGGCCACUCUUACAAAACAUUCUCUCAACUGCCCUAGAGGCCUUACAUAAAGCCUUCCCUGUCAGUAUUGCUCAGAUAUCAUCUCAGGACUCUAAAACCCAGUCUCAGGGACUGUAUGAUGACUGGAGUGAAGAUGAGAACCAAGAGAUGAUGACAAUUUAUGAGGGAAAGAGAAGAAGUCGAGUCACAGAUGAAGAAUUCAUGGAUAACCUUAUCAGUUAUUCCAGCAGGAAGCCGUGUUUGUACCGACCCCGUUUGAUCCUGGAGGGUCCGGCUGGUAGAGGACAGACCACACACCUGGGACCUGCCCUCCUACAUCACAUGGAACACCUGUCGGUUCACCUGCUGGAUCUGGCCACCAUGUUCUGUAUCUCCUCCAGGACACCAGAGGAAGCCUGUGCUCAUGUAUUUCGUGAAGCUAUGAGAACCUCUCCCUGUAUUGUUUAUAUGCCGCGUAUUAAUCAGUGGUGGGAUGUCUUGUCGGAGUCCAUGAAAACAACCUUGCUGACCACCAUCCAGAAUCUGGACCCUUCAUCUGCCAUCCUCCUCCUCGCCACCAGUGAAGAGCCCCUCAAACAGCUCGAUCCCUGGGUUAAGGGUAUAUUUGGACAGCACAGUAGUGAAGUGAUAAAUGUCAGUAAUCCAACUGCAGAGGAGAGGAGAGAAUUCUUCCAAGAUCUGCUGCUCAAUCAAACCACAAAGAUAAAGACUGCCAAGAAAAAUAAAGUAAGGGACUUGGAGGUUCUACCCAAAGCUCCAGCCCCUCCUCCCAGAAAGCUGACAGACAAAGAGCUGAAGGCUCUGAGAGAUAAGGAGGGGAGCACACUUCGAGAGUUACGCAUAUUCCUCCGAGAGGUCAUCAACAAAGUUGUCAAAGACAGAAAAUUCUACAUCUUUGCUCGACCUGUGGAUAUAGAAGAGGUGCCUGACUACUAUGAGGUAAUCUCUAAACCAAUGGACCUGUCCACCAUGAUGUCUAAGAUUGACAUGCACCAGUAUCAGACUGGCAAGGAAUUCCUGGAGGAUGUGGACCUGAUUUGUAGUAAUGCACUGGAAUACAACCCUAACAGGGACACAGCUAGUCGAGCCAUUAGACACAGAGCCUGUGCUCUAAGAGACACAUUCCAUGCCAUUAUUGAUACAGAACUGGAUCCCGAGUUUGAAAAGCAGUGUGAGGACAUUGCUGAAUCAAGAAAAAGGAGAGGAGAUGCUGAAACCGGUGAUGUUCCUGCCUUUUAUAUGACCAAAUCUAUGGUGACAAAUCAGGAAAGGUUUAGUCGUCGUGUUAGAGGUCUAGACAUUGAAAAUCAUCAGGAUCUAGAUCAGAUAGAGCGGCAGUGGACCGAGGAAAAGAGGAAACGGUCCCCCGUCAAAAACCAAGAACAGGAGGGGGAAGAGAGGAUGGAGGAGGGGUCAUCAAAAGAGGAGUCCAUGGAAAUCAGAAGUCUAACGUCUCCAAAACAGAAAAUAAAAACAGCUCUGUUCACUCAGAGAUCAUUCACUGUGUCUCCCAAAAAACCCAAGAGAAAAGAAGUUUGGAGUUACACAAAGAGGAGAAGGUUCAAAAGGUUUGGAAGAUAUUCCCUGCCCUCUGUCAAAUCACAACUGAGCAAAAAAUUCGUGAAGAAGAACAUUGUACAAAAGAGUCCAGUUCCGCAUACAGAGACCCUGCAAGUGGACGUCACAGAACUGGAGAAUAGCAAAACUCCCAAAAGUUCCAAAUCCCCCACAGUCCAUGCUCAGAUGUCACCGUCGUGCCGACAAGUGAAAGCCUUAUCUCCCAGAGUAGUGAUUAAUGUCUCAGACAAGAAGGAGGAGAUUGAAAAGGCUAAAGAGGAGCUUCCCCUAAACAAAGACACUCCUAAAUCUUCUGCAAUGGAGGUAGAUAGUGGGAUCAGUAGUUCUGUGGACAGUAAUGGGGAUUCUGUAGACAGCGUAGAACAGGCAAAACAGCUGGCUAAACAGAAAAUGAUCUCUCUGAAUGAUGAAGAAACUCCUGCAGAAAAAGAGCCCCUGGUAUUGAUACCAGAGACAGAGCCAGACAAGUCGACCAAGGUGGUGAUAAACAGAGAGGCCCUGGAGCAGCUGUUAGAGAGAGUGGUGACAAGUACUGAGGGGUUUAACGUGGAGAGGCUGCAGAAACUGUACAGUGUGUUCAGUCAGUGUAUUGUACGGCACAGAGACAAUCACGAUAAAGUCCAUCUAGUUCAGGAGUUAAAAAAUAUAACAGAAAACUUCCAAAGAGCAACCGGCAAGUCCGUGAAAGAAAUGGCAACGUCUGUGUUGAAGGCAGUAAAGUUUGCACGACUACGGAGUCCGUGCUUCCUAGCUCAAAGACAUUGGCUGAGUACCUCUUCAAUUUUACAAAAGCAUCUCAAAUAUGAAAUCAAAGAUGAUGUUGCUGUGAUCACAUUUGAUACACCAGGAUCAAAGGUGAAUGCACUAUCAAGAGAUGUACAAUCGGAAUUUGAAGAAUGCUUCAACAAAGCUUCAAGAGAUCCCAAUGUCCACAGUAUGGUGCUCCGGUCAGGGAAGCCUGGCUGUUUUAUUGCUGGAGCCGACAUAGCGAUGCUAGAGGCCUGUAAAACUGCAGAGGAAGUAGAAACUCUUGCAAAGAAUGGCCAGGCUCUGUUCCAGAAAAUGGAGGACAGUAAAAAACCAAUAGUAGCUGCCAUAAUGGGGCAGUGCUUAGGAGGGGGACUGGAGGUGGCCUUGGCAUGUCAGUACAGAAUUGCUGUGAAAAACAAGAAGACAGCACUAGCUACACCAGAAGUAAUGUUAGGGCUUUUACCAGGAGCAGGGGGGACUCAGCGACUCCCAAAACUGGUUCCAAUGCAAACUGCUCUAGACAUGGUGUUGACUGGGAAAAACAUAAAAGCAGACAAAGCCAAGAAACUAGGGCUUGUAGAUCACUUGGUGGACCCAUUAGGGCCAGGAAUUGAUGACCCAGAAGUCAGGACUCUGGCCUAUCUGGAGGAGGUCGCCAUUGGAGAGGCCAAGAGGCUGGCAGUGUCAAAAACUCCAAGAGUUCCCAGAAAGAAAAAGUUCAUGGAAAAGGCCAUAGAUUUGGUGUUAGCUGUACCUGCAGGGAGGAAUUAUUUUUUCGACAAAGCUAAGCAGGCAGUCAAUAAGAAAACAAAGGGACUGUACCCCGCCCCUCUCAAAAUCAUCGAUGUUGUGAAAAAUGGCCUAGAAAAUCCAGCUACGGGAUAUGAAAUGGAGGCCAAGACAUUUGGGGAGCUGGCAAUGACUAGUGAAUCCAAAGCUCUGAUUGGUUUAUAUUAUGGAACAACAGCCUGUAAAAAGAAUAAGUUUGGUGCACCGAGCCGUCCAUCAAAAUCCAUUGGAGUCCUUGGAGCGGGUCUGAUGGGAGCUGGUAUUGCUCACGUCUCAAUAGAUAAGAAUAUACAUGUUUAUCUGAAGGACAUGUCUCUCUCUGGACUGGCGAGAGGUGAAGAACAAAUCUUCAAAGGUCUGCAGACUGACGUCAAGAAAAAGAAGAUGACCACUUUUGAGAGAGACUUGUAUUAUUCUAAUCUGGAUGCCACAUUAACUUAUGAUGACUUCCAUAAAUGUGAUAUGGUCAUUGAGGCAGUGUUUGAAGAUCUGAAUAUCAAGCAUCAUGUCAUCAAGGAGGUAGAACAGUAUAUUCCAGAGCACUGUGUUUUUGCCUCCAACACAUCAGCAUUACCUAUAGCUCAGAUUGCCAAAGCCAGUCUACGACCAGAAAAGGUCAUUGGAAUGCACUACUUUUCACCUGUAGAGAAAAUGCAACUCUUGGAAAUCAUUACCACACCUGAAACCUCAAAAGACACUAUUGCCACUGCUGUUGAUGUGGGGCUCCGUCAGGGAAAACUGGUCAUCAUUGUUGGUGACGGUCCAGGCUUCUACACUACCAGAAUCCUGGCUCCCAUGUUGGCGGAGGCUGUUAGACUCUUACAGGAGGGUGUUAGCCCGCAGGAGCUGGACAAGGUGACUACAGGCUUUGGCUGGCCGGUAGGAAUGGCCACACUGGCCGAUGAAGUGGGCAUUGAUGUGGCAGCUCAUGUGGCCGAGGAUCUUGGGAAGGCCUUUGGCAGUCGCUUUGGAGGAGGUGACCCUGCCGUCCUGAAAGAAAUGGUAGCAGCUGGGUGUUUAGGUAGGAAAUCAGGUAAAGGAUGUUUUGUGUAUGAUCCAAGUAAAGGCAAAAAGAAGGGAAAAACAGAAAACAUGGAGGCCCUAGCAAUCCUUAACAGACAUCGACUAGCUCCAACAGAGGCAAAUACAACAGAGGACUACCAAUACAGACUGUUCUCACGAUUUGUCAAUGAAGCUGUGAUGUGUUUCCAGGAGGGAAUUCUCACAACACCUGUGGAGGGUGAUAUUGGAGCCGUAUUCGGACUUGGAUUCCCACCAUUUUUCGGAGGUCCCUUCCGCUAUGUUGACCUCCAUGGCGCUGGACAGUUAGUGGACAGGAUGAAGCGGUAUGAACAACUCUAUGGAGAACAAUUCACGCCGUGCCAGUUGUUACUUGACCAUGCUAAAGACUCUUCUAAAAAAUUCCACCAAUCUAAGUGACCUCUAAAUCUAGCAUAAUCAGACUUGAACAAGUGAUGUCAUAUGACAAUCAUGUGACAUUAAUUAGGUCAUCUUAUGACAUUGUGAUAUCUGUUCUCAUUCAAUUCUCAUUUACUGUUUGAUUGUUGGGAAAACUUCAUAUUAUUUUGCAUUAUGACUGAUCAUAUGGGUAUUUAUAAAUAAAAUUAUUUAUAAACAUUA
Molecule: messenger RNA, 6790 nt
Organism: Saccostrea cuccullata (small rock oyster)
Lineage: Eukaryota; Metazoa; Mollusca; Bivalvia; Ostreida; Ostreidae
Product: ATPase family AAA domain-containing protein 2-like
Exons: 44
Coding region: 56-6589 (2177 amino acids)
Biological process (GO): positive regulation of transcription by RNA polymerase II; fatty acid beta-oxidation
Cellular component (GO): nucleus; mitochondrial fatty acid beta-oxidation multienzyme complex; mitochondrion
Molecular function (GO): ATP binding; ATP hydrolysis activity; enoyl-CoA hydratase activity
Source: RefSeq, a predicted model, not a curated record